This is a messenger RNA of Synchiropus splendidus (mandarinfish), 2204 nucleotides long. It is a transcript of the gene nr2e1, whose product is annotated as nuclear receptor subfamily 2, group E, member 1. The transcript is spliced from 9 exons. NCBI's taxonomy places the organism in Eukaryota, Metazoa, Chordata, Actinopteri, Syngnathiformes, Callionymidae. The record is from RefSeq and is a predicted model, not a curated record. The coding region runs from base 350 to 1543 and encodes 397 amino acids. Gene Ontology annotation, biological process: negative regulation of transcription by RNA polymerase II; anatomical structure development; cell differentiation. Gene Ontology annotation, molecular function: nuclear receptor activity; RNA polymerase II cis-regulatory region sequence-specific DNA binding; zinc ion binding.
AGUCACACCGUGUCCCGCUUUUGAAUCCACCUGCCUCGACAUUCAGCGCCCCUCGGACAGCGUUCGUGGCUGCGGUUGUCUCUUUCGCAACUUUUCCGCCUGUUGCGCGCCCGAGUCUGAGCGCUCACCGGGAGAAGACGCGCGGCUGCGGGCAGAGAUUCCCCCCGGAGGUGUCGGUGGCGGACCUGGGUUCCAUCUCGGGGUCUCCAAAAACCAGAGGCGGACAUUCAGCUGGACUUUCUAAAGACUGGAACUGAGAGAGUGCUUGAUCUAUUUGAGGAACCGAGGGGAAGAGCCUCUGGUUCGCCUUUCACUUUGAUACAUAACUUUAUUCUAAAACAGCGUCUCCAUGAUGAGCAAACCGGCCGGAUCAACAAGUGGCUGUCUGGAUAUUCUCAGUGUCAAAUCAAGUCGGAUUUUGGACAUCCCGUGCAAGGUGUGCGGGGACCGCAGUUCAGGGAAGCACUACGGCGUUUACGCGUGUGACGGCUGCUCGGGAUUCUUCAAACGGAGCAUCCGCAGAAACAGGACGUACGUCUGCAAAUCAGGCUCUCAGGGCGGGUGUCCUGUUGACAAAACCCACAGAAACCAGUGCCGAGCGUGCCGAUUGAAAAAGUGUCUGGAAGUGAGCAUGAAUAAAGACGCCGUCCAGCAUGAGAGGGGCCCCCGGACGUCCACCAUCCGAAAGCAGGUCGCCCUCUAUUUCCGGGGUCACAAAGAGGUGAACGGAUCAUCAACACAUUUCCCCGGCUCAUCCCUGCCCGGACCCCCCUUCUUCACCACUGUCACGCAGCUGGAGCCCCACAACCUGGAGAUGAGCUCGGUCACCACCACGCCUGAGAGGCAGGCCAUCGUGGGGCUGGCUCAGCCCACCCCAAAGUAUCCUCACGAGGUCAGCGGGACGCCCAUGUACCUGUACGAGGUGGCCACCGAGUCGGUGUGUGAGUCGGCCGCACGACUCUUGUUCAUGAGCAUCAAGUGGGCCAAGAGUGUCCCCGCCUUCUCCACGCUUCCCCUGACCGACCAGCUCAUACUACUGGAGGAUGCCUGGCGGGAACUCUUCGUCCUGGGCAUCGCGCAGUGGGCCAUCCCCGUGGACUCCACCACACUCCUGGCUGUUUCAGGAAUGAACACAGAAAACACAGAGUCUCAGCGGAUGAACAAGAUCAUGUCUGAGAUCCAGGCGCUUCAGGAGGUGGUGACCCGAUUCAGACAGAUGCGCCUGGACGCCACAGAGUUCGCCUGCUUGAAGUGUAUCGUCACAUUUAAAGCCGUUCCAGCUCACGGCGGCACUGAGCUCAGAAGUUUCCGAAACGCCAGUGCCAUCGCAGCACUACAGGACGAGGCACAGCUAACGCUAAACAGCUACAUACACACCAGGUACCCUACUCAGCCGUGUCGUUUCGGGAAGCUCCUCCUCCUGCUGCCAGCGCUGCGCUCCGUGAGUCCGUCCACCAUCGAAGAGGUUUUCUUCAAGAAGACUAUCGGCAACGUCCCAAUCACACGGCUACUUUCUGACAUGUACAAGUCCAGCGAUAUAUGAAUCACCUCCAGCGGCUCACCAGGAAGAAGAAGACUCACAGACACUCUCGAGCGACUAUUUAAGAGAAUAGCGCGUCUAGCUCAAGAGAAAGACUGCGACAGCUGCAACCCACUGUGUAGCCUGAUAACAGUCAGUCUAGGUAGGAUGUAACCGUCAUGCUAGAUUCACCUGUAUAGGAAACCCGCCGUCGAUCCUGGAGAGAACCUAUUUGAUACAAACUUGAGACCAAUGAGCUUGAUGACCAAUUCAAUCAUGCAUUGCUGUGUUCAAUCCCCAAAUGAAGGAAACCAAAAACGACGCAUGUGUUCAAAACAAAAAAACAAAAAAAGGGCAUGCUAGUCGCCGUCCUUCGACCGGGUGCUGCAACCAAACGCAAAGAGGAACAGGCAGCCCGCGACCCUUACUAGCAAUGAGGUCUAUGGUGUCUUUACGUGGUUGCUGUCCCGUCUGUGUGCCUGCGCUGGGUUCUGAAGCGCAACGUUAAAAAUGUCUAUAAAGGUGGACUCUGUGAAGUUAACACUAACACUGAUAUUGAUCAAAUAUUGUUCAGCACUUGGAAGCGUUUUGACUGUUUUUAUCUUUGUUGUGAAUAUCAGCAGUUAUAACUAUUUAAAGGUUGUAACUAAAAGAAUAAAGUCAGCAAUUUAAUAUAGCUGAGAUA